GCUUUUCUGUCUACCCACAGAAAUGAGUGUGGGAGCUACAGUUGUAACCUUCCGUUGAGCAUGUGAAAUAUUGAGGUGCCAAGAUAUGUGCAUAAACCAGAGAAUUUCUUUGUAGAGAUUGUGUGAGGAAGCUAGGAGUGUCUUAUUUCUAUUGAAACUUUGAGAGACAACUGGUGGUGCUUCUUGAACCCUGACACAAACAGUAUGUGAGAAGCUGGAUGAAAAUUGUGUUAAGACUACAUUAUGAAGAUUAUAAAGAAUAACGAUGCCGCCAAGAAGAUGGCCCAAAGGCCCAAUCGAGCUUCCAGAGCAGAAUCGAGGAGUCAGGCUGAAAAUUUGAUCCUUUCAGGCUGGCAGGGGAGCGACGAAGAUGAGGAUGUCAAAAUAGACAGCUCCGACGAUGAGAAGGCUUUUUCUGUUCCUAGAAGGAAAUUGAGAGCGAGGCCAAGCAGUCGGCUCGGAGACAACUGGCAUCACCAAUCAAGGGAUCUUGUUCCUGAACAGAAUAAACCUGCCACCUCACCUCACUUUGAAAGCUCGGGUCCGGGUCCUGGACCUGGAGGCGUCUCCGAGAUGAAGGUUAAGAGCCUUGAUGCACGAAGAUUUCGAAAGGAAUUAACCGCCAACAAAGCUGGAGCUAAGAUGGCAGUCAUACCACAAAUUUCCCCCAGCGAAUCUCCAAUGAGAGGCAGCCUUGGGAAUGAGAAGAGAGACAGAAGGAAAGAAGCGGCAGUGGAAGAUCUCGACGACGGAGAAGGUGUACGUGCAAAAGCACCGGACACAGGGAAGAAGCGACACUUAGUGAAGCAAAGCCCAGUCAAGAAUGGAGCUACAGUUGACAUAACUGACAAGGAGCAGCGAGACUAUCCGAAAGAGACAAAGAAGAAGAAAGGGAGGGACAGCAAGGAGACUACUGAAUAUGACGAUGAAGAGAGUAGGAAACGGAGAUACCGAGAACUGGAGCAAGCUCAGAGAGCUUUAGACAGGAAGCUUACGUUAAGAGAGAGACCAGAGUCACGUUCACGAGAUGAUGGAUUAAUGAGAGAGAUAAUUAUUCAGGGUAACGUUGGGAGGCGACUUCGAACGGCCAGUAGAAUUUUGCCCAAAGAAACAGACGCAGUCGGACGGUUGCUUGUGGACAAUGAAGUCGUGACAGCAGCUUCGGGAGUUGAGGAAACUUCAAACUCAGAGAAAGUGCUCCAUUUCAAAAAGAAAGCGAAGAGAUCUGAUCAUAGAGUACCCGUCAAUAUUGAGACAGAAGUGAUCUCUUCUGCACAUUUAGACAAUCAUGCAAGCAAGGAGUCGGAUAUGUCAUCAACACCCCGUAAAGGUAAAGAUACGGCUAAGAAGUUGGACAAAUUAACAGUAACUAUGAAACUCACAGAAAACAAAGAUGCAGACCUUGAAACUGCCGAGAAGUUAUCUGAGAGGAGAACGACCAGAAGUGCAGAGAAACUGCGAGAAAUUUCUCCCUCAAAGCCUUCCCUAAGUGUUCCCGCUGAAGUUUUCUGUGUCUCGAAAGCAGGAAGUAAGAAUCCUGGUGUGGACACGGGAAAGGACUGCCCCCGAGAAGAUGAUUCGACGUUGGUUCCUCUUUUGCAGUCCGAGGAGUUAAGUAUUCCAAGAACAAAAUGUAGAGGCUCGUCCAUUGACGGCAAAGUUGAGAAGUCUGUAGCUUCUACCAAGAAGGCUGAUAAGGACACAGUCGCAGGGCAACAAGCAUCAGUUGACGAGGAUGAAAGCAGGGCGAUUGUUCACUCACUUGCGCAUUUAGCGGGAGAAAGUCACCAGGCUGGUGACAAAACAAUGGCCUCUGAGAAGUAUGGAGUAGGUGGACAAGCAGGUGCAGGCUCACAAGUCAUUGAUGACAUCAGUAGGGAUGGAGGUUUAGACGGUGAGAGCACUAGGGCUUCAAGGAAGAAGAAGAAGAAGAAGAAGAAGACUGGCAUACUCGGUAUCGAAGCGGUAGACCAUCCCAAUGAGAUGGCUUUGAUUGAUGACAGGAAUUUGUCCGAAGAAACUCAGAAAAUACCCGAAGAGAAUGACAAUAGCAUUGAUGGAGGUUUAGACGGUGAGAGCACUAGGGCUUCAAGGAAGAAGAAGAAGAAGAAGACUGGCAUAUUCGGUAUCGAAGCGGUAGACCAUCCCGAUGGGAUGGCUUUGAUUGAUGACAGGAAUUUGUUAGAAGAAACUCAGAAAACACUUGAAAAAAAUGACAACAGCAGGGACGGAGGUUUAGACGGUGAGAGCACUAGGGCUUCAAGGAAGAAGAAGAAGAAGAAGAAGACUGGCAUAUUCGGUAUCGAAGCGGUAGACCAUCCCAAUGGGAUUGAAGAAAAUGACAACAGCAGGAAGGAGAAGCGGGGUUCGGGUCCUACUGAAGAUGACCGUAACCAGCUGAUUGGGGUGAGUGAAGAAGCUAAGGUCGCCGAAAAUAUGGACGUGGGACGCAACGAAGAGAAGGAAGACCGUGAUAUUUCGAAGCCGAUGACUAGAAACUCUAUUGAGAGAACAAAAAUUAGUGCUCCUGCAUUGUAUCAAUCUGACAAGACAAAAGACCGCCCAGUAUGCCAGGUCUCGGAAGAUAGUGUUGAAGAUAGAGAAUCAAGGUUGCUUCGGCCUCCUAGUGAAGGUCUGGCAAAGCCAACUGGGCUCGGUGGAGAGUCUUGUUUGGACAUCAUCCGUGAUACAAGAACCCGAAGUCAGCAGUCACUACCAGGAACUGGUCAAGGACCUGAAGCGGAGGUAGCAACGGACAAGUCAAAUGAUCAACUUGAUGCGAGGAGGGAAGGCAGUGCGGCAACUUCGGUUGAGGGAGAUGGCGACAUGAGUUUGUCAAAUGUGCUCAGUGAAAGGAUCAGAUCCCGGACCAAGAACUCCUUCGUCGAUGAUAGAUAUUCAGCUUUUAAUGAAGAGGAAGAAUCAGAUGAAUUCUCUAUCCUCGAACAAAACGUUGUUCGAACAGCCGACAAUGACGAGGAUCGGGAGGUCUACAGGUCUUUGGCUGGAGGAGUAGCACUCCAUGACCAGACUACAGACACCCAUGCUGUGGGCGAUCUGACAAUUGAAGAUGUUGACGAUGAUCAUUCUGAAGAAGCAUCAGAGGUUGAUGACCACAACAGUUUCUGUGAGGCCUGCCUUUUGGGAGGAAUACUACUGUGCUGUGAUGCGAGCGGUUGUAAAGUUACAUACCACCUGGAAUGUGCUGAUCCAAAUAUGAAGGAGGUUCCUGAGGGCAAGUGGUACUGCCCUACUUGUACCCAGAAGCGUCUCUCGUUUGGAGUUAAUGCGAGUCUCAAAGCCGUCGAAAGUAUUUGGGAAGUUCGAGAUUGCAUUUGCCAUUCGUGCAAUGGUUCUCCUGGUGUCGUACUUGAUCAGAAUAGGCAUGUAUUAGGGGAGCUCUCUGGGAUGCUACACGAAGUAGAGGACGUUUCAUAUCUCACGAUGAAAGCUCAGGAUAAGGGACCUGGGAUGGUGGAAGACUCCCCAAGCUCAAGUACAUCUAUACCUCAACGACUAACCAGGCGGAAGCAGUCGGAACUUGAGUCUCGUAGACAGUUAGAGAAACGUAAGGCUGAUGUGGUUCCCUCGACCGAAGCAGCGUCCGCUGUGGUGUCCCAAUCUGCAGAGGGUCCCUGCGGAGGUUGCGACAAGCAGUAUUUUGUUAAGUAUAAAAACCUUUCUCAUAUACACAAUGCUUGGGUUUGCGAAACCGAGCUCAAGAAGGCUGCUCCGAAAAUGCUUGAGACUUUUAAGAAAAGGCUGGAGUCGGAUAAUCCGAAUCAGGGCCGCAUCAAGUGGCAGUCAACCUGGCAAGUGCCUCAACGGUUUCUUUUAAGAAGGCUCAAUGCACCCCCUCGUCGUCCGGGUGGAGGGAGAGGCAGAGGCUUUUUAGGCAUGGAUGCUGGCCUGGAGUGGUUUGUCAAGUGGCAAGAUCUGGGUUAUGAGCAUUGCUCAUGGGAGCAAGCUCAGUCAGGCCUUUUGGAUGUUGAAAUUUCUAAAAGACUAGAAAGCAAUUAUGACAGAUGGUGUGAAGGUGCGAGGCGGCGGUCGCAUCCAACUCGUAUUGAGGAGGUUAUGAGGUUACGUGAGGCUGAUUUCAAGCCUCUUGCCAAGCAGCCAGAUUGGUUCCAAGGGUGUAAAUUGAGUACUCACCAGUUGGAAGAACUAAACGGUCUACGCGAACGCUGGUAUCACCAUCAUAACACGUUGAUGGUGGAUGAAAGUGAUCAGGAGAGAACAAGAACUGCUGUAGCUUUUCUUCUCUCCUUGAUAGAGGAGUAUGGAUCGUUCAGACCGAUACUUGUCAUAGUGCCGUUGAAUGGGUGUCAGAUGUGGGAAUCAGAGUUACUUCGAUCUGCUGAGCACGUAUACACAGUUGUAUAUACUGGAAGUACGAGCGGGAGAUCCGUGAUUCAACGUCAUGAGCUCAAUCCAUCUGAGAAACCAAUCAAAUUCCAAAUAGUGUUGACAACUUUCGACGUUGCCAACAUUGAUCAUGAUCAUUUGAUGAAGUUUGAAUGGGAAGCAGUUGUCUUGGAUGAAGGCCACCGUUCGAGGGUAACGAAGUCGUAUCGCCAUAUGCAGUUUAUUGCACCACAUCGAUUAAUUCUUCUGAAUGACUUUUCCAAGUGUUCUGUUUGGGAAUUGCAGCAGUUUGUGGUCUAUUUGGAGCCAGAGAACCACGGUCUUGAGUCAGAAUUACAAAAGCAGCUGGGGGAAUGGGAUGAGGAGACUCAACUUACGUUUUUGAAAGGCAAGCUUGGGGAGAAAAUGGUCGGAGAAAGCAGGUCUGAUGAAACAAUUCGCCUGGAGUUCAAAGAGCAUUGGGCCGCAGGGCAGAUGACACCCACUCAAGUACAUCUUUACUGCACUGAAUUGACCAAACAUUACAGCCUGCUGUACUUUGGCCGUAUGCGCUCUGAUCAGACUUCGUCUUCUAUACAUGGGCUUAUCGCAACCCUUAGAAAUGUGUGCAACCAUCCAUUUCUCGUUGAUCCAACUCUGCAAGAAAAUCUGCUUCUCAAUCUCAAACCGGAACAAAGUCUUGUAGAUGCCGGGAUUCAGUUGUGCGGGAAGUUUGAGACGUUGCAACGGAUGGUCUCACAUUUACACGUAAAAGGCCGGCGCGUACUUCUACUCUGUCAGACUGAUGUGCUGUGCUGCUAUUUUGAUGACUAUAUGAGGCAGCUCUUUGGUGCCGAUUCUUAUGAGUGCGUUUUUAAAGGCUCUGAGUCAAACAAGAAUCAAGCCAUCCAAAGGUUUAACGCUGAAGAUUCCACACGUUUUGUUUUUAUCUUAAGGAAAAACACUACAGGCGUCUCCUUUCAACUCCGUGAGACCGAUGAUGUCAUUGUGUAUGAUAGUGACUGGAAUCCUGCUAAUGAUCUACAAUACCUCGAAAAGGUUAUUUAUAAAGUGCAGGGGCAACUUAACGUUUACAGACUUUAUACUCCUCUGACUGUUGAGGAAGCAGCUAUUGUGUACUCCCGUCAAAGAAAGCUUGAACUUCAGAGUGGUUUGAGAAUCAUGACUGCGAGGUAUUGUCAGCAAAUCGUGAAAUGGAAAGUAAAGGAGCUACUUUCUCUGGAUGAUUCCUACAAGAGGAGACGUGGAUCAGAGAAAAUACACAUGGCCGAGAUUCCUGAAGAUAUUGUAAGAGCGAGGGAAGAAAACGCCAAAGUGAUAAAGAAAAUUUUAGAUGGCAUGUUUGAAAACGAGGCCCUAAGCUUGAACGAAGAGAUGCCUGAAGAGGAUGGAGAGACGGUCAAAAAAUUUUGGUCCUCUAUGCUCAAAGAUAGGUAUACCGGCUUACAAGAUGACGACCUGACAAAUGGAGGAAAAGGAUUGCGCAGUAGAAAGCGAGUGCACUAUGGUGAAGAUGCUUUAGCCCUUGCAUCGUAUGCAGCUGGGAAUGAAGAGGAAGUCAGGAAGAAGAGGAGAAAGUCACAGGGCUCAGAGCUAGUCCUGCGUGGAAGCCCUAAGGCAACUAUUUUGAAUUCUUCAGUCAAAACAUCUCCUGUACCUGUUGUGGAAAGCUCCGCCGAUGAGACCUUACCAGCGGGUUGCAUCACGAAAGACUUGAAUAACUUGGACGCUUCGCUAGGUGAGCAUGUGGAAGCCGCGACUGCAAACGUCAGAGGGACCGGUUGCAUCACGAAAGACUUGAAUAACUUGGACGCUUCGCUAUGUGAGCAUGUGGAAGCAGCAACUGUAAACGUCAGAGGGACCGGUUGCAUCACGAAAGACUUGAAUAACUUGGACGCUUCGCUAGGUGAGCAUGUGGAAGCAGCAACUGUAAACGUCAGAGGGCCCGGUUGCAUCACGAAAGACUUGAAUAACUUGGACGCUUCGCUAGGUGAGCAUGUGGAAGCAGCAACUGUAAACGUCAGAGGGCCCGGUUGCAUCACGAAAGACUUGAAUAACUUGGACGCUUCGCUAGGUGAGCAUGUGGAAGCAGCAACUGUAAACGUCAGAGGGGCGAGGCAGGCCGAAGAAGAUACAUCCGCAUCUCAAACACCCAUGACGCAAAGGGAAGAAUCUGUGUCAUCCUUACCUCCAGGGAAGACUUCCACAAAGUCCGCCGGUGGUGUAAACGCAACAGCAAGCGAGGAAGGGAGGAAAACCCGCAGUGAGCAGCAGCAGAUUAUGUUAGGCCUUUGGAGACCAGAUGUCAUCAAGAUAUGCAAGACUUUAGACCUUUCGGAGAAGAUUGCAACCUACGCAGAUCAGCUGUUGGUGUACUGCAUGAAAAGCUAUCGAAUGCCCAAAGAUCCAAAGGAUCUGGUGCUCCAAGUGCAGAUCGCUCUCUGUGUGGUUGCUGCCGAACGUUUCCAUCAAGAACUCGAUCAUUUGACAACCCUGUCCAGAGUGGAAGAGGCUAUGGAUGUGAAACUGAAGAGAGAAUCAUGGUCCGAUAACUAUCAAAAGUUUGUGAGUUGUUGCAAGGAGUAUCCGUUACCGUUGACACCGGCAUCAGAUACAGAGCAACACAUCCAAGCGCAAAAAGCAGACAUCGCUCCGGAUCCAUUAAGACCGUCGAAGUCCACGGAAAAUGAGCUAUCUGUGCCAAUCCCAAUGCCUAUUUCUGAAGGUCCAGAGAACAGCGUGCCAGUGCAAGAUGUGGACAAACCACCAAUUCUUCAAACACCGGAUUGUCGUGAGACCACCAUUAUUGUUGAGGAGCCAGAGAGCCCUGAUCAACGAAAUUCCUCACCAAAUUUAGCUGUUGCCAGUGUUCACGCGGAUCAAAGUCAAUCGACAGAGAAGGACAAGGAACUCCAAGCCAAAGGAUUACCAGAGGUAUCGUCGACAGUGCCUGCUCAAAACGCGGACGCUCUAGCGAGUAGUUUACAGGAGGUGCAGGCUUUAGGUGAGACUUCUGUUACUCAAGAGAUCAUGCAAACCUCGGUAUCCCAGAUGAACAAGGAGCAGAUUCAUGAAAAGUUGAAAACAGAGAGGCAUGAAAUCAACUCAAUCGUCGUGUACCAACAAACUCAGGAACUGAAUGAGUUCAACAGGUCGAGAACAUUUGCUAAAGAAGGCCUGCUAAAGCGUCAUCAGGAGAGAGUUGCUGAAUUGAUGAAGAUGGUCGAUUCAGUACAAAGAACGAAUGCUUUGAGAGUGGAAACGGAGACACACGCGGAAGACUUGAGAAAAGUUGAUACGGCGUACGAUGAACAACACGGCAUGUUAGUUAAAAGGCAAAGAAAGAUACGUGAUGAAAUACAUUCAGUAUACAGUGAUCUGCUUCAACAGUUGGGUACGGGAACUUCACGUAGUCUUUAUUUGGAAGCACAGAGCAUCUUGGCAAAAAUUGGAGUAAAAUCUGCAGCAGGGGCCCAAAGUGUGUUGCGUGCCAUUUCAGAACAUGCGAAGAGGAAGAAGGCUUCGGUGGAUGCUAUUGAAGAUCCUGUAGAACAAGUCAGGAGUCAGACUGGGCUGACGGUAGUACAGGCUCCAACUCCGAUAAAUCGUGAAUCACCGGAUCUGACUCAAGCCAUACAGAAUCUGUCUCCACUUCAGGCCGUUGCAGACGCAGGAGGUCAUCCUCAGCCUCUUCAUGUAACUCAGCCGUCUCAGCUACAGCAAUCUGAACCCUUAUUAUCGUCUGACACUCAACUGUCUCAGUUGUUGCAGCCUCAUCCUCCGUCUAUGGCUUUUAUGGCACAAAUUCAGCAAUCAGCUGCUCCUGCUUCACACAUGUCUCAUGCUAGGAAUCCACCGCAGGCAUUACAACCAAGUCUCUCCCCAGUUCAAGCGCACGAAGUACACCAAUCCCUGCCUCCUCGGCCAACUAUAUCUCCACGACAACAGUAUUUACCAGUUCAAGAAAACCUACAGUCACCUCAUCAACAGGUCUCUGCAGUUCAGUUUCCAGUGGCUAACUCUGUACCAUCUCAACUUACUCAUCAUGCAGGAAGGACGCUCGCUUCGCAGCCAUCACCUCCCAGUCAGCCACAAUGGACAGCACAAGCGUGGCAGGUUUCAGCUGAGCAGCAAAGAAACAUCCAAGCACGACAAGUGCAAACACCAACGAUUCAACGCCAGCAAGCAUCAUGGCAUGCUACUUCUUCUGGACAAGGUUUCCCAGCAUACACGCGACAGCAACCUCAGUCACAACAAAUUGGCAACCAAGGCCAUGUUCUACCGAGUACGGUAGUUUCUUCUACUGCUACUCAAGGAAGCCAUACUGGGCAUACGAUCAUGUCAACAUACACCCAGGCUAUGUUUCUUCCUCCAAUCCCCGCAAGUAUGCUGGGUCCUGAUCCUAUUUUACAGGAAGAGACUCGAUUGAAGAAGGAGAAAGAGAAGCUUAGGGCUGUCCAUGAACACAAGGCCGCCGAACUGAAGGUGCAGUAUGCAAGAGAGGCUGAGGAUGCCCAGAGGAAAUUUGAAGCAUUGAUGGCGGACUUGAAGAAGAAGUUUGAUGGUUUGCUUGAAGAGAACAUCCGAAGUUACAAUCAGCAAAGUUUAGCUAUCCAUCAAACCCACGUCAAAGUGCACCGUAGUCGGCUGUUGGCCGAGGCUUUGAGAACCAGAGGCAUGUUUGACGUCGCAUACCAGCAUCGCGCUACGGCUCAGCAAGGUGACGAAUCUGCCGCAGGGAGUGGGCAAAUGAGAAGUUUACAGACUGGAAUAGUAGGUCCGUCUAGUCGAGGCCAAGUACAACCUGCACCAACAAGUACAUUGCCGAUACGUCAUGUUGCACCGGUCAGCAGUGAAGGCAUCUCCAAUACUGGAAAUGGGCAAGUGGUGUCUGCAGCUUCACCAGCCAAUCGUGCAUAUUUGCAAAGUUUUCACCAAAACAAUGUUGUGCCCUCUAGGAUUGGAUCCGCUUCGCAGGGGGAGUUAUCCCCGGCAAGCAUUCAAGGCUUCUCGUCCUCUUCGGUUGCAACCCAUCCGACUCCUAGUCCGUACCAGAGCAGUAUUUUCCCGUCAACAGAUGUGGAAGGUCAGAGAACUGAAAGCGCUCUAGGUAACGUACAACCAAACAACAAUUUAUCAACUGGGCCAAGAUUAUCAGUCCCUCCUACGGCUGGUCGCAUGCUACCUACCUCGCAUCAGAGCAACCUUUCAGCAAGCUCCCCAUAUACAGGUAGCUCAAAUGUUGCUGUAAAUAAUCCUAGCAGGGGACCACUUGGUGCACUGCCUGUCCAGUCGUCUGGCCGAGUCAAUGGACUUGGUGGGUCACCAGGUAUCGGGUUGUGGCAAAGUUGCAGUCCCAACAGCAUCAUUAGACCUGCUAACUGGCAUAAUGGUGUUUCUCUCAUGAGUUCUACUCCUAUGGCUCCUCAGCCAUGUACAACAGAUACUUUGCCUAGUCGAAUUUCUGGAGAACCUCCUUGGACUCACACCAGUACAGGAUCCGGAACUUCUAAUCCUCCAUCAGGCGGUUCAGUUCAACAAUGUUUUGAAAAUUCUCACACAACACAAGUCUCGACAUCUCAAAGCACUGGAAGUGUCAACCCACAGCGAAGAUCUUGGAGUAUGGACGGGACGGGUAAUCAUCCUGCAAUAAGUCGUAUGGUGAGUCAAUCUUCAAUCGUUCCGGAUGGAUUUUCAGAGAGUUUGGUUUCUGUGAGCACAACUGUCGCAGCUACUGAAAGAUUACCAGUGGUAACAGACACUGUUUUAGAAUCAGUCACUGGUUUAGAAUCUGUGAAUUUGGCUGGAUCCACUAUCCCAAUGCCCGAGUCUCGUCCCGUGGGCGACUGGAGCAGUUCGGCUCUGCCGCCUCCCACUUCACACCCAGGCUUGUCUACAAUGGCACCUAGGGAACCUGAAUUGGCAGGUGUUGCCACGGCGGAUUUGCAAAGUGGAGGUGUUCCCACGGUGGAUGCGUUGUGUGGAGAAUUGGUAGACCGUCCAAACGUGCCCCCGAAUACUAACAGGCCUGAAGUCAUAUACUUAUCCGACGAUGAUUAGGGAAUCAAGUCAAGGGUACUCAAGUACUCUGCAAUUUUGUCGACAUCAUGCACGCCGCUAGAUGUGCUUCGUGUACGUGAAGCAGAGGCAUUUCACAGUUACCAGCUCGAUGCCGUAUGACACAGGUCGGUCGUUCAGCAUUUUGUGCUCGGCAGUAUUUUGAUAUCAAGCAUGCCGCUGGACGAGUUAGGAGUCCCAUGCAGGGAAUAGUGUUUUCAGCGUCCCAUGGUCAGCUCUGUUUAGGAUCUAUGAAGGCAGGAAGAGGUUUCAUCGGAUGCAGCGCAGGAAGGUUCUACCACUCUUGCAUGACGAGGAUUUCUGUCAUGUCUGACGUGAAACUGUAUUAUAUUUAGUCGAUCCCAGACUGUAAAAUAUUCAUGAGUAAUCAUUCUUUUCCUGUCCGUAGCUGGACAAGCGAGCAAAAAGUUUUUCUUCAGAUUAUCUGAACACGUAAUCUCCUAAAGGUCACUUCUGCUCUUGUACUAUGCCAGUACUCGUAAAGAUCUAUUGAGAUCUGAUUUUUGAGAUACUGCAUGUUCGUUAUCACGAAAACAGGACCUUACACAGCUGCAUAGGGCCGAGUCGCAGGUUCUGCUCUGC
Marchantia polymorpha subsp. ruderalis is the source of this 11028-nucleotide messenger RNA. NCBI's taxonomy places the organism in Eukaryota, Viridiplantae, Streptophyta, Marchantiopsida, Marchantiales, Marchantiaceae. The record is from the annotation of a GenBank genome assembly.